GUGGUGAUCCGAAGUUCCGAUUAGAUGUAGUGAUGCAUGGUGCCGAGACUUGGAUUGAUUUGUAAACUGUAUCUGAAACUCAUCGUCCCUUCGCGAUCUAUACUCUAGCUGCAAUGACUGUCGAUCCGAUCCCCCAUCUCCGCGUAGCGGUCGUUGGCGGUGGUCCAGGUGGACUGGCAACUGCUAUCGCCUUGUCGAAGAUUCCAAAUGUUGAAGUUGUCAUUUACGAGCAGGCAAGCGUACUGCGCGAGGUGGGCGCGGGUAUAAGCAUUGGAGCAAACACUUGGAAUGUGUUAACUCUGCUUGGCGUGGCCGACACACUAACUAGCGGCCACGAGACUUGGGUUCUACAUAAUUCGAACGGCCGCUCAGGAGAGGAACUCGCGCGUCGUGAGAAGCCGCGAACUACCAAUGGCCGUGCCCCAAUCCGCACUCAGCGGACGGCAUUACAGUCCGCACUCCUUGCUCAUAUCAAGCCGGGUGUGAUUCAAUUGUCCAAGAAACUCGACAACAUCGUCGACAAGGGGUUCGAAGGCGUCGAGCUGCAUUUCAAAGACGGCACAACGGCUACUGCUGAUCUAGUGGUCGGAGCCGAUGGCAUUCGCUCGGUAGUCCGUGACACGGCAUGGCCAGACUAUGAGAUCAAGUUCACGGGGACCACGAUAUGGCGCACGCUUCUGCGCUGGGACGAGGUGAAGGACCUGGACCCGCGCUUCGAGGUGACCGGGUGGUGGCACUCGCCGACGACGCACGUGUACUUCUCGCCCGUGGGCGAGGGCCUCUGGGAGAUCGCCAGCCGCGCGUACCACGACCCGGCCGUUCACAGCGCCAGCAAGGUCAGCUGGGGCGUGCCUGUGGACAACGCGCACGUCGAGUCGCAUUUCACCGAAUACUUGCCCGGCAUCCGCGAGGCUCUGGCUCGGGUCCCGCAGGGGAAUUGGCGUGAGUUCGCCGCCUUCGCUGGACCCGAGCUUCCGCAGCUCACGGCUUGGGAUAACAAGAUCGUGCUGGUGGGCGAUUCAUCACAUGCCCUGUCCGGCGCCUUUGGAUCUGGCGCCGGAUUUGCUAUGGAGGAUGGCUGGGUCCUUGCACAGGCAUUAUCGCUGUACAGAAACGAUCUGAGCAAAGCUCUGCGGUUGUUCGACGAAAUCCGGCUGCCGUAUUACGCGAAGAUGUAUGCAUACCUUGCGGAGCAGGCAGACGGUAGAAAGAAGAAGCUGGAACAGCUGGGCGACCCGUCUUGGGACGACAGGGUGAAGAAUAAACUAAUUGUGGAUGGAGGUAAAAAUAUGGACUGGAUUUACCAGAACGAUAUUGAAGCCGUGUGGAAUGCUAAGAUCACUGAACUGGAUGGGCACGCAUAAGUGGGUGAGGCUAUGAGGUUAUGAUGACGAAGUUUAUGCGAUAUGAUUAGUAGACGGAAUAGACUAUUCGCAUUUCUUAAAGUGGUAGUUGACGAUGAUCACGGUUAGCACGAGACAUGGUGAU
This is a messenger RNA of Truncatella angustata, 1488 nucleotides long. RefSeq lists its product as uncharacterized. NCBI's taxonomy places the organism in Eukaryota, Fungi, Ascomycota, Sordariomycetes, Amphisphaeriales, Sporocadaceae. Gene Ontology annotation, molecular function: FAD binding; monooxygenase activity. The transcript has 4 exons. The record is from RefSeq and is a predicted model, not a curated record. Bases 114 to 1364 code for a protein of 416 amino acids.